Molecule: messenger RNA, 2163 nt
Organism: Cicer arietinum (chickpea)
Lineage: Eukaryota; Viridiplantae; Streptophyta; Magnoliopsida; Fabales; Fabaceae
Source: RefSeq, a predicted model, not a curated record
UAGUUGACCUAUAUAUCCAUAAUCCAUCUUUCUUUAAACUACUUCCCUCAAAAUAAAUUUCACAUGAAUAAAAUAAUAGGUUUCUAUUUCUUGCAGUUAAUACCCAAAGUCUCAUGUGGUUUAACUAUUCACUGAGCAGGAAGGGAAAAGUCUUCCCUUAACCAUUUUUUGUAUUUUUCACUCAACUUGCUCCAAACGCGAUUCCCCUGCUUUAUAAACCAACUCAACCCCAAGCCUUUUGAGAAACACAACAAACCAAAUUCAUAGACGCACUCAGAACAGAACCCCUCAAACAGAAACAAAGCAAAACGCACACUGUAGAGUAACUUAGGGAGAAAAUAAAAGUAAUAUUCUAAUUCUACACACACAAAAGGUGGGGGUGCAGAAUAAGUAAUUAGUGGGUUGCAAUAGCAUAAACAUGGAUAAAGAGAGAUUAACGGCUGAGAUGGAUUUCAAAGACUCAUCGUCCGCCGUAAUCAAAAUCCGGCGACGGUUACCGGAUUUUCUACAGUCGGUGAAACUGAAGUAUGUGAAGUUAGGCUACGGCUAUUCAUGCAACUCAACAACUAGUCUCAUUUUCGCACUCGUGGUUCCUCUCUUGCUCUUUCUCACAGUUCAAUUCCAACUCACCGAUCUGAAACUCCACCGUUUUUCACGGCUCUGGUUAAACCACACCGUCCAACUCGACACCGACACGGCCUUUGGUUUAAUCGUGCUUCUCUUUCUCUUCGGUUUAUACUGGGCAAAAAGAUCUCCAACAAUUUAUCUGGUGGAUUUCGCUUGCUACAAACCGGAGAAACAACAGAAAAUGGCGGUGGAGUCGUUCGUAGAGAUGCUGGAAACCAGUGGCAGAUUUGAAGAAAAAUCACUUGAAUUCCAGCGACGGAUAUUAUCGAGAGCAGGUUUAGGUGACGAAACAUACUUGCCAAAAGGAGUAAUGACGCGUCCACCGAAUCUAAGCAUGAAAGAAGCGCGUUUGGAAGCAGAAGAUGUAAUGUUUGGAGCAUUAGACGCACUUUUCGAGAAAACAGGUGUUAAUCCUAGAGACGUUGAUAUUCUUGUGGUUAAUUGUAGUUUGUUUAAUCCAACACCUUCACUUUCUGCUAUGAUUGUGAAUCACUACAAAUUGAGAACAGACAUUAAAAGCUAUAACCUUGGAGGUAUGGGUUGUAGUGCGGGUCUUAUUUCAAUUGAUCUUGCUAAAGAUCUUUUAAAAGCAAAUCCAAAUUCAUAUGCUGUGGUUGUGAGCACAGAGAAUUUAACCCUUAAUUGGUAUUUUGGAAAUGACCGUCCUAUGCUUCUAUCUAAUUGCAUUUUCCGAAUGGGUGGGGCCGCUAUACUUCUAUCUAAUAAAUCAUCGGAUAAAACCCGGUCCAAGUAUAAGUUGGUUCACACGGUUCGAACCCAUAAGGGAGCCGAUGAUAAGAGCUAUAAUUGCGUUUACCAAAGAGAAGAUGACACUGGGAAAGUUGGUGUUUCUUUAGCCAGGGAAUUAAUGGCCGUUGCUGGAGAUGCUUUGAAAACUAAUAUAACAACUUUGGGACCAUUGGUUUUGCCAUUUUCUGAGCAGUUGAUGUUUUUUGUGACUUUGGUUAGGAGGAAAGUCUUGCGUUUGAGCAUUUCUGUAUUCACGCUGGGGGAAGAGCAACCAUACACACCAGAUUUCAAGCUGGCAAUUGACCAUUUCUGUAUACAUGCUGGGGGUAGGGCGAUUUUGGACGAGUUGCAGAAGACUCUUCAACUCACUGAGUGGCAUAUGGAGCCGUCUCGGAUGACGCUUCAUCGUUUCGGGAACACUUCGAGUAGUUCACUUUGGUAUGAGUUGGCUUACGCUGAGGCUAAAGGUAGGGUUGUGAAAGGGGAUCGAGUUUGGCAAAUAGCAUUUGGGUCAGGUUUUAAGUGUAACAGCGCAGUGUGGAAGGCCGUGCGUGACGUGCCAGUCGUGGGAGAUUGGCAAGGUAACCCUUGGAAUGACUCUCUUCAUCACUAUCCCGUUACUGUCCCUAUUUCUAUUUCUACUUCAUCUUAAAAUUUGGUGUUUUCUUCUUAUUAUUAAUUGUAUCAAAAAAACUAGUAUAUUGUUAAUUAUUGUUAUAUUUUAUUAGUAAUUGUGAGUUAAUUAUUGAAAUUCACUGCUCUCUAAAAUACAUUAAAGUUAUGAAA